This is a messenger RNA of Closterium sp. Naga37s-1, 3507 nucleotides long. The record is from the annotation of a GenBank genome assembly. Lineage: Eukaryota; Viridiplantae; Streptophyta; Zygnematophyceae; Desmidiales; Closteriaceae.
AUGAUAGAGGCCUCUCUAUCGGAGUUGGUGCUUCCAUUUAGAACACAAGUCGGCAGUGCUGCGAAUACAGCACACAGCAGUAGUGCUGGUGUAGUGGAUACGGGUGGUGCAUUAGCAGCAACAGCAGGACCAACAGCAAGCGCAGCAGCAGGCGCAGCAGCAGGCGCAGCAGCAGUAGUGAAGCACGCUCCUCUUCCCCACGCCUUUCUCGCAGCAACUCUCUCCACCUUCCGAACCUGCGCUCGCGUACGAAGGGCGCUGGCUCGGACCGUGCCGAACCAAGCUGCUGCUUCUGCUUCUCCGAUCGCCGUUUCUAAUGCUGCCACGAGUUCAGCUCCUUUUCCUGCUCCCGCCCCUGCUCCUUCUCCUGCUGCUGACCCUCGUCCUGCUGCUCUUGCUGCUAUCCGUGCAUCUGCUCCUUCUGCUCCUGGAUCAGAGUGGCGGCUGGGCAGGCAUAUGCAUGGAGGUUCAGGUGGAACAACUGGGGGGUUUGAAGGAGAGGCAGAAAGGGAAGGGGAGGUGUGGGAGGAGGACGAAGCAGGUUCAGAGGAAGCAGAGGGAGGAGAGGAGAAGAGGGUGGAGGAAGAGGGGGUGGGUCAUGACGGGAUGGAGGAAGAGGGGGUGGAGAAAGAGCAUGGAGUGGGAGUGUUGAGCUCGCUCAUUUCCUCGUAUGACCCCAUGGCUGCCGUGCUGCUGCGGAGUGAGGUGGCCGCGGGGGUAGAGGGUCACACGGACGAGCAGAAGGAGCAGGGGGGGCAGAAGGAAAAGAGGGAGAGGAAGGAAAAGAGGGAGAGGAAGGAGAAGAGGGGGCAGAAGGAGAAGGGCGAGCAGAGGGAGAAGAGGGAGAGGAAGAAGGGAUUGGCUAAGGAGAAUGGAGGAGAAGAAGAGGAGUGGGGCAUGAUGGGAGAGUGUAAGGCAGGCGGAGGGAUGAAGAUGGGUGGUAGCACGGGGAAGCAAGAGCAGAGCAGGAAGCACAAGGGUCAAGGCACAGGGAAGGAAGAGAGUGCGAGGAAGAGCAGGCAAGGAGAGCCGAGGCGAUUGCAAGAGCAGACCAAGAAGCAGCAGCAGUGGCAGCAGCAGAUGCAGCAGGACACGCAAGCUCCAAGUUCGCCUCCCUCUCAGGCAUACCAAUCCGUCUCACCAUUCUAUGCUCUUGUUUUUGAGGCGCCUCAAAAGCAAUCUUCUCGCACUCCUGAAAGCCAUGCGCAUGCCACUCCGUCUCACGCAUGCCAUUCCGACUCACCACCCCAUGCUCCUCAAUUGCACUCUCCUGAUCCCCAGUCUCCCAUCCCUGCCAUCCCCACUCGUUCUGUCUCUACUAGCUCCAUCCCCACUCGCACUCCUGAAACCCACUCGCUUCCAUCUCACGCAUACCAUUCCGUCUCACCGCCCUAUGCCCCUCUCUCGCACGCUCCUGAAUCCAUAGCGCCCUUCCCGUCCUCCCCAACAGCCCCACCCACACACCCGUACCAUCAGAGCUCCACAUCAGGCGAACCACAUUCUUACGAUCCGUUAUCAUCACACCUGCACCAGUCACAUUCGCACCAGUCACACCUACACCAGUCACACCUGCAACAAUCACACCUGUACCAGCCACAUCCGUACCAGCCCAUGCCAGCUCAUCAUUUGGCUCUGUCCGACGCCCAUGCAACCCAUUCCCACACAACGCUUUCCCACGCAAUCACAACCCCAUCUCAUGAAUUCACAUCCCAUGCACUCACAUCCCAUACAGUCACAGCCCCCACCCCUUCCCUGCUCGCCCUCCGCUACGUAACCGCCCUAGAGGAGCGAAACCGCCUCUCAGCCGCCAAGCUCUCCCAGUCCGCCCUCUCUGUCUCCCUUCACGCCCAACACUUAGCCGCCACAGACCGUUCUAAUCACCUCAUGGCUCAGAAGGUCGAGCUUUCCAAAGAGGAGAAGGCGAGGAGGGAGCGGGAGGGGCGGGAGAGGCGAGGCAGGGAGGAGCUAGCAGGGUUUGCCAGGGCGUGUGCUGAUGAGUUGGUCGCAGGGUUGUUGGUGAUGCUGGUGGUGAUUGGAGCGACGGGGUGGAGGUUUGCAGGGGAGAGGCUGGCUGCUGGCGUGGCGGCUUGUCAGAAUCGGCACGAUCCUGCGCUGGACGCUUCGUCUUUUCUCGGGGUUUCGUUCUCCCGCCCGGACCGGUCGCUGGUGACGUGGCUGCGUCUGAUUGGCUGCAAGCUGACUGUUGCCGGGCAGAUGCUGGUGGCGUUCCUGGUCGCGUCGGCUACUACUUAUAUCAUGUUGCUCAAUAACGUGGCUGCUGCUACAGGGGCAGUUAGCGCCCACUCCCGCCCGGCUACCACCAUAGUGCUCUGCCUGGGCUGCGUGUGCGGUUACUUUGGGUUCUAUGCGGUGCGGCUGGCAGGGGGGGAUGCGGUGGUGUGGUUGGUGUGUUGGGAGGGGCUGUGUUUGCUGCAUGCCGUGGUGGCCUGGCGGAAAGAGCAGCUGUUUCGAGUGCUGUAUGGGCGGAGGGCGGGGGAGGAGGCGGAGGAGGUGGGGAGGGUGGGGAUGGGAGCGGAGGGGGAGGGGGAGAGGAGAGUGGGGAUUGGCGAGGCUUGUACAGGGUCAGGAUUGGAAGGAGGGGCAACAGUGGUAGGAGGUGUAGCAGCAGCAGGAGCAUCAUCAACUGGAGGGGCAGCAGCAGGGGUCACUGCAACAGGAGCAUCAGCAGCAGCAGCAGCAGCAGCAGCACCGGCAGCAGUCAUGCUUGGGCGGCCACCAGAUGCACCAGUAGCAGCAGCGCAGGGGGUGCGGAGGAGAAGAGGAGGGAAUGUGCCAAGCAGAGACCCAACAGGGCCUUCCAUAAACCCAGUAGGGCAUUCAAGAAACACUGAAGGGCAUUCGAGAGAGCUUCCAGGAAAUGGCAUCGGCAAGAUGGUGGGGGGCAUGUGGAGGAGAAUGGUUGAGAUCGUGACAGCUGUCGUGGAUGAUGACGUGGAUGGGCUGGUGAUGGGGCGGUGGAGGGCGGCGAACAGGCGAGGGUCGGACGGUAGGUCGGCGUCACGGCGCUCGUCUUCUUCUUCCGUGUGCAAUUCAGCAGAGAGCGAGCCGUACUCAUCGCCGUCAUCUGCAAGGCGCUCCUCCUCAUCGCCAUCUGGGCGGCGAUCGUCGUCUGUAUCUGUUUCCUCGUCAUCACCAUCAGCAUCAUCGACUUCAGAACGCCUCCUCUUCCACCUCACCCUGCUCCUCCUCCUCCCUGUGGCUGCUGGGACACUGCCCUUUGUCACCUGGGCAGACGUUUUUCGCUUUAUCGGAGCACUCUUUAGCGAGGUUUGGAUGAUGGCAGCAGGUUGGGUAUGGCAGUGGGAGGCCAGGGAGCAGGAGAGAGGUUGGGAUGGGUUGAAUGGGCAAGGGUAUGGACACAGCGGGUCUCUCGGUGCUUCUGCUCCUAAGGGUGGUAUGGGUGCAGAGUCAUUUAGCGAAGCAGGUGCAUCAGCAGGGGCUGGUGGUGAUGGCGGUAUGGCACGAUACUGGGAUGAUGAUCUGUAG